Gambusia affinis (western mosquitofish) is the source of this 2182-nucleotide messenger RNA. RefSeq names its product hypocretin (orexin) receptor 2 (gene hcrtr2). Gene Ontology annotation, biological process: feeding behavior; circadian sleep/wake cycle process; G protein-coupled receptor signaling pathway. Lineage: Eukaryota; Metazoa; Chordata; Actinopteri; Cyprinodontiformes; Poeciliidae. The coding region runs from base 121 to 1371 and encodes 416 amino acids. The record is from RefSeq and is a predicted model, not a curated record. The transcript is spliced from 7 exons. Gene Ontology annotation, molecular function: orexin receptor activity. Gene Ontology annotation, cellular component: membrane.
UACGCUAACAUCGCUCCACGGCUCCGCGUCUUGGGUACCAAUCGGCACAACAACCUCCGAUCUCUUAGACGCACAGGUCCUUCUUCGCAUUUCAGAGUUUAUAUAUUAUUAACUCGAAGCAUGUCAAGAAUCACGGAGAAUUCAGACUGUGACGACUGUAACUAUCCCGCCCACGGGGGAAAUGACUCGGUAUCGCGCGUGCAUUCCACCAUGGAUGAGGACGACGAACUUCUGAGAUACAUUUGGACCGAUUACUUACACCCAAAGGAGUACGAGUGGGUUUUAAUAGUGGCUUACAUAGUUGUGUUCUUUGUGUCACUGAUCGGAAACUCGCUUGUGUGGAAAAAUCGUCACAUGCGCACAGUGACCAACUACUUCAUAGUAAACCUCUCCCUGGCUGAUGUGCUGGUCACCAUCAUUUGUCUGCCUGCAAGUCUUGUGGUUGACAUCACAGAGACUUGGUUUUUUGGUGAAACUCUUUGCAAAAUCGUCCCCUAUCUCCAGACCAUCUCUGUUUCGGUGUCCGUUUUGACACUGAGCUGUAUUGCUCAAGACCGUUGGUACGCUAUCUGUCACCCGCUUAAGUUCAAGAGCACAGCCAAGAGGGCUCGCAAAAGUAUCAUUGCCAUCUGGGUGGUGUCGUGCAUCAUCAUGAUACCACAGGCCAUUGUGAUGGAGUGCAGCAGCCUGCUGCCUGAACUUACAAACAAAACCAGCCUGUUCACAGUCUGUGAUGAACACUGGGGAGCUGAGGUCUACCCAAAAAUCUACCACACUGGCUUCUUCAUUGUCACAUAUUUUGCUCCAUUAUGUCUGAUGGUCCUGGCUUAUAUUCAGAUUUUUCACAAGCUGUGGUGCCAACAGAUUCCUGGAAACACAUCGGUGAUUCAGAGGAAUUGGAGGACUAUCAAGUGCUCCGCUUCAAGUUCAGGAUCAGGAGAGUCUGGAGGGGUGAAGACAGUUUCCGCUGAGAUCAAACAAAUCAGAGCCAGACGCAAAACAGCUCGCAUGCUGAUGGUUGUGCUCUUUGUGUUUGCUCUCUGCUACUUACCAAUCAGUGUGCUCAAUAUCCUGAAACGGGUUUUUGGGACCUUUAAGAACACAAACGACCGAGAAACAAUAUAUGCAUGGUUCACUUUUUCACACUGGCUAAUAUACGCAAACAGUGCAGCAAAUCCUAUCAUCUAUAAUUUUUUGAGUGGGAAGUUCCGUGAGGAGUUUAAAUCAGCAUUUUCUUGCUCUUGUUACGGGCAACAGAAAGACAACAAUACAAGGAUGAGGACGCGAGCAAACAGAGACAGCCGGAAGUCCAUGUCAACCCAAGUUAAUAACGUGGACAACUUAUCACGGCUAUCAGACCAGAUUGUGUAGACUUUAAAUGCAUGUGAGAGGUUUAAAAAUCCAUCUCCAGGACACGGAGAUAGCAAAGAAUCACCCUGAAGAAUGUAAAACCUCUCUAAGGACUUGCUACAAAAGAGUAAAUGGGACAUCAGUGAACAUUUUCAAAGCGCUUUCAAAAAUUAUUUUCUGGAGACUGUGAUAAAAUCUGUUUAAUUUUAAAAGAUAGAUUUCUAUAAACUGUAAAUGAUGCAACAUUAAUGUUCAAUGUUUUUUUUGCUACACAUAUAAAUAGGUUCCAGUUUUUUCCAUAUUAAAACUGCGUUGACUUUAAAAAUAUAUUUUGUUUCAGCAAUCAAUAUAUUUAUUUAUUUACUUAUUUAAUUAUUUAUUCUACUCUAGUGGAAGAGUUGUGGCUGAAAAGAUCAAGUCCCUUGCUUCCCUUUUAGCUAGAACAUGCAAACCGCAGAAGUCAGAUUUUUGAAUCUUAAACUAUGUAAAAAGGCAAUUUCCUACUUUAUGGAAAUAACAUUUUGUGUGGAUGUUUCAGGGUAUCUUAAGGUAGUCUUAUUAACUUUGCGAUCAUUAGAAUGUAUCCUCCAGAAAAGUAUGUCAGGCUGCUAAAGAAAGAAAAAUCUAUUAACAGGCAGGUAGCAGGGCAGAAGUAUUUACAUCCACUGAAACAUGCAAAUUUUCAAACCAAAAGGAAAAUUAUUUGGGUUUUUUUGUUGUUUUUCAAAUAUUUCUUUAUUUUAAAAAAUUGGAAGGUGGUAAUGUGUUAACCAAAACCUUCAUCAAAACCAGGGACAAGGUUUUGUCCUUGUCUAAAAUUUUUCAUUUUCUC